CAAACUUGCACCUUUCCUUGCAUAUGUGGCUUAGAUAAAGAGAAGAUUUAUUGGAAUGCAUGGGGUACAUGUAUAUUUUAUGUUUUCAGGCUCUGUGCAGUUUAGUUCUCCAAGAAAAAAUCAAUCCCACCUCGAAGCUUGGUAUUGUAUCCUUUUAUUUUUGAUGGCUUUUCAGUAUGCUUAUCUGCGUUAAAUGAAUAACACGUAUUUAGAUUUUGCAGUCACGUGGGAAUAUUAUGUACUUUACGCUAUAUGUAAAAUGAUGUGAUGUCACUAAUUGCGAGGGCUCCAUAUUUACAGCAGACCUGGAUAUGAUUCCAGCCUUUCUUCGAUCCUACGCUUAGAGGCAAAUAAUUUCUAUGAAAACACGGUCAAAUUAUCAUUUAUAACAGGACAUAAACAUUCAGUCCUGAGCGUUUGGCAUUAGCUGUGCUUAACAGUUAACAAAAUCCAUUGAAUUGCAUGAUUAAUUGUACAGGAUAAUCUUUUGUCUCUAGGUUUCGACCAGGUCAUACGAUGUUACGUACGCAUGUUACUGAUGUUAGCAUAUCAAAUUAAGUCGUAAUAAAUGCUUAUAAGUUAUAAGCAUUAAUUAAAACACGCCAUGCAAGGUGAAUGUACACAGAAUCACUGAACAUUGUCUGCAUGGCAUCUUCACUUCGUAAAGCAAUAUUGAUAUAUACCAUGUGUUUCCAUUUUCAAGUGCCUACUUCACGAAAUAUUUUCGGGAGAGAAGGUAAAUUUUCAACAUUAUGCUAAAGCGGUUUCGGUGUCCGUUAUAUGGAUCUAAGUUAUGCGAAUCUUUCAGAACAUGGGUCUUGAUGAAAUGAAUAUAUAAAGAGUCCCGAGUUGUGCCAUUUGACGGACAUUAGAUAUUUUUUCUAAGAUAAUCAAUUAAUCAUGUCAAUUAGCGUUGUUGUUUUUAAUUAGUGUACAGUUAUAACUAUCAAUUCUGAUUGUUUAAAAUAUUUUAUCAGUAGAGCUGUAAGGAAUCCUACACAGAACAAAACAGAUUGUAUAAAAUGCGUAUGUUGUGGCAUCAUUGGCAUACACUGUACAUGAUCGUAUAUUGCUUGCUAUAUUGCUAUAACUUUAGUAACUAUAGUUAAUAUUUAAUAUGACAAUUACGUUAUGUGGGUACAAUUUCAUUUCCUCGUUGCCGACUUGAUUCAUGGCUAAUCCGAGGCCUAAGUAGCCAAUACACACGAGGGUAUUUUAAAAGUCCAUGAGUUAGCUUUAUGUGCCCUUAACCUUGUAGAUAUAUUAUGCAUUGUUAGAUCUUUGCUCGUUGAAUCCCCAGUUUGGAAUGAAAAAGGUUUGUGUAGAAUUUCGCACGUAUAUAUGAUAUGAUUUAUUUUGUUGAAUGUUAUAUUAAGCCAAGCAUCUGUUGCACCUAUGAUUUCACAGAGAAAGAGCUAGACUGACCUCUUUGAAACUCUAUACACAUUUUCUUGGGGAGCAUGCUUCCGGACUCCCCCCUCAGGCCGCAUUUACACUAUGACGUUACGGCUAACACUCUGUUAAAAAUUUACUACGUUUCUAGUAUUGAGACUAUAUUGUGUUUAACGGAGUGGUUUGCCGUAACGUACUAACUACGGACCACUGUAUUUGCCACUGUGAAUACAAAUUAAUUUCGUUAAAAAUUCAGUGCGUUUCUUAGUAUUGUGUUUAAACUAUAACGGAGUGGUUUGCCGUAGCGUAUUAACUACAGACCACUACGUUUGGCACUCCGGAUGCAAAUCACUACGCUACGGUAAAUUUGCCGUAGCGUCAUAGUGUAAACGCGGCCUGAGAUUCGCGGCCUUUGGCCUCUAACGGAUUAAACGCACGAUGCAUUGUCAACCACGUGGCUACGGCCCUGGGGCUUUACUGCACUUCUAGGGAGGACAGCUGAUACAGUAAAGUUAGUUUACUUUUGUUUCCUUCAGUGGUAACAACGAGUGAAUAUACAGUAGAAAGGAUCCUAUACUGGACCUCAAAGUUUAACUAUACAUAGUAUUUACUAAGCUAUCCAUAUAAAUAUAGAUAGUUUACCUAUCAUAUCAUAUAUCAUCAUAUUAUAUAACACAAUAUACCUUAUCAUAUUGUACCUUAUACUAUAAAAGCUAUCCAAAAUACGUACUAUAAAAGCUUACCAUAUCAUACCUUACACCAUAAAUUACUAGUAAAAGCUAUAUAUUAUGUUUAAUAAACAUACAUUAAUUGGUUGUCUUUUAGUCUUCACAGUAUCCAUAAUUUACCUCCAGUUUUUUGGUAAAACUUCGAGAUUUAAUGAAAUUUCAGGUUGUUCGCUUGUUGCUAUAUACGCUACGGCAUUUAGGGGUAUCAUGGGUGUGUCACCAUUUCCGGUUUACAAAAAUGUUUUAGACCUUACCAUAGCACAGUAUAUCUCACCAUACCACACAUUGCUUAAAUUUUUCUGUUCUGUUUUUGUUCAGGUUGCAGAAAAGUUUGCUGCGAUGUUUUGUCUUCAGCCAGUUUUGGUGAAACUCUUUCAUGGUUUCUGGUGUUUAGAUCACAAAGACUUCGAUGUAAGUUUCAAACAGCAAUACAAACUUCAUUAUUUUACAUCGAACGUCAGAGUCUUGUGUGGGUUGUAUUCUACUACAAGCUGUCGAGGUUUGGGUCUGAAUUUCACUUCCUCAAAAAGGCCCUUUCGUCAGGAAAUAUAGUUGAUUACUUUAUGGUUUGUGAGAAGGUUACGGUUUACGGAAGGAUCUCUAAACGAAGAAAUGAACUCAGUGAACGAAUGUCUUGAGCGCUAAAAUACUUUGACAUGUUCUCAUUUUAAAUACAAACUUGCUUAUUUUUAAUACAGAAUGCUUUCAAAUUUCUGAUCGGAUCAGCAGGCCAGUUGACUUUAGCUCCAUGGCAAAAUUCCCAUAUCAUUCGUCUCUUCUUGGAACAAGGUAAAUGUAGGACCGCGAGCUUUGCAAAGUAAAAGAAUUAUAUAGGGGAGGAUUGUCAAUUGGGACGUUUGUACUGUUUUCCUCUCCUGUCACUCCGUCUUCGUGCCACCGUUAGUUUAGGUGUUGCAUGCAAGUUCUGUAUUUACUGUAUUUGUAAUUUGUAAUUUGUAAUGUGCAUAUUUCACUAAACUAAACUAAAUUAUAAACUAAACUAAAUAAAGUAAUAAAAAAUACGUUAAUUUCAUUGAUGGCCAAAGUACCCAAAGAUUCAUUUUUUUCUAUAAUUUUCUGCAGAUGAAAGCAAGAAGGCACUGCUGUUUAUUCGUUCAGUGAAGCCUGCCAUGUCUAAUCCAGCUGAUGUCGAGCUUCAUUUGUCUGUUCUCAUCAAGAAUGGUCUGGUCAACGAGGCUUGGCAAUUUCAGGUGAAUCACUUUACACGCUACGUGUGGUUAGUGUUACACCAUGGUAUUGCGGGCUCAAAUUCCUGCUGGCGACUAUUUUAUAUGGGCGAUUGCUAGAUAGUAUACUUCAAAAUAUAAGGUUUCCGUUUUUAUAUCAAUUUUUAAAAUAAGUUAGGGUUAGGUUAAGGUUAGGGGUAGGGUUAGUAUUAGGGUUAGGGGUAGAGUUAGUAUUAGGGUUAGGGUUUAGUUUUGCGUUAGGAUAGUUUUUUGUACGUUAUAAAAACGGAAACCUUAUUUUGAAGUAUACUAUCUAGGAAUCACCAUUUUAUAUGCGAGUAGUUCAGUGGGUCUAGAAAAUCCAAAAACGUUUUUUUGCAAUCCGUCGUAUAUAUUUAAGCCAUCCUUUGAGAAUUCUUGAUUCUUUUAUCUGAUUCUUAUUGGAAAUGUACCAAGAAAGCCCGCGAUGCCAUGGUGUGACACUGAUCCUUUAAAAUGUACCCUCACAAGUUUGCUCAUGAAUUACUAAUACGUUUGGGAAAUGUACAUGUUAUACGUUUUUGCAUGAUUUCCCGCUCUUCCACUUGUUGACGCGGCCUAUAGAUAGAAUUGCAAUUUUUAAUAAUUGAAGUAUAUUUUUAAAAUUAUUUUAUUAGCGUCAAUAUCGAGAUCCUGUUAGGAGACAAGAAUUAUUGAACCAUUUCUUUCUUGGGUGUCAUCAAUGUAAGUAAUUUGAAUUUUUAAGUUAAUAUUUUGAGCAACAGGCUAGCAUCCUGUUCUAAUUAACAAUUACACACCGAAGUUGGAGGUGAAUAGUGCAGGGAUCUUCACCGUAUAAUGCAAAAGAUAAUUUUGAUGACAAUUUUUCGUGCAAUUUCCGGUUGUGCAGUCCAUUACUGACUUCCCUUUUUGCCUUUUAGCCAAGAGUACAGGCAAAAUGUUGAAACUACCGCUUGAUAAAGUGGAAGUGGUAAGAAGUAAUUUUAAUAUCGGUAUUGAAAUUCACUAAGCCUUACAGCGCAACAGAUAGGGCCGGCCAACUUUAGAAAUGUUGAAAUUUAUAAGAGCACGUAGUUAAGGUGUUGCUCUCAAUUCUAUUUAAGGUUACAGGACACUCUUUUUGGCGUUUUGCGGAAAAUCGCUACUGCGCGCUCAAAAUCAGUCCGAUUUUCAUAAAAUUUUCACCAAAUGUUAGCCAGUGCAUCCAAAAUAUGGUAAAGUUGUAAAAUUGCCAAACAAUAAAAUAAUGUAAGAAUUAUUCAGGAAAAUCUUAAAUCGCGGUACCUUUACGCUUUUGAGUUGUGUUCCUGCUGGUUUUAAGAUAAAUUUAUGAAAAUAUCAUUUUUAUACAGUAAAAUAGUUGUUCUAAAAAAUUGUGUUCGGAAAUUUUUGUUUAUUUCGUCAUUCCGCUGAUAUGGCGAUUUCUUUGACGACUGCAAUAUAUUUCUGAAUCGUUUGAGUGAAUUGCUCCUUAUUAUUAAAAUAUCCAAAAUUAGAACAAAGCCGAACACAAUUUUGCAACUGACGUCUUUAGCUAUAUCCUGUGAAAAUUUGAGAAAAAUUCGUUAAGACCCGCAGGAGAACAACUCGUUUGAAAAUCGGUAAUUGCCGUAAAAUGUUUCGGGAGAAAAUUGAAUUUGAAUAUUACAUUUUCAAUGUUUUUCUUAUUGCAGCAAAAUGUAUUUUAUUAAACAACUCUGCGAGUUUUCAACAUUUUUCGUUCAAACUUUCUCAGAUAGUAGCACUAUUCUAAUGCUUUCAUGGAAACCAAUAAAAAAUUUUAGGCAAAAUUAACACUCAAAGGUGUUCUGUAACCUUAAUUGCCUCGAAAUACAAAACUAUACCAGGGGUCGGUUGUAUAAAAAAGUGAUUAAAGUUAACUAUAGUUAGUGGAAACGUCAUCCAGUAAGAAGCGCGUAUUUGAGAGUUAACCACUAUUUAACUACAAAAUAGUGGUUAAAAAGUAAUUAAAAGUUUUCUACAACCGGCCCCAGGCCUCAAAAUAAGUGCCGGUGAUUGAACGGUAAUUUUUCAGUUUGAUUGGCAAAUAUUACCGCUUACCGGACACGCAUGCAUGACUGUUAAAACUUUUAAUUAAAAAAAUGCGUACACAAGCAGAUUUUUCGUUUCCCAGCUUACUUUCAUUUGUCAUUUUAAAAACUUUCUAGCUCUUAAAUAUAUGCUAUGGCAAGAGCUACCUUUUGGAAACAUCUGAUCGCCAGAUUAAAAAGUUGAUCGAUCGGGCACCCGGUUAUUUCAAUCCCUGGUUAAGAAAAACGUCAGGCUUGCCCGGUGUGUAUGGGUACUCGUAUGCAGAACAUCAUCUUAACACAUACACUACAAUCGUUACAAAGAUUAAAGUAGAUCAAUGCCCUUGGUAUUAUUUAGCCCGUAGCCCGUUUUUCUUGUCUUUUCGUGAGAAACAAAUUGAUAAUGCUUUCAAAUCUCAACAUUACGCGGACAAAUCAUCGUUUUUUACUCGGAAAAAUCGCCCCAAUUUACCAAAUCGUUUAACCAGACUGCCUGAACAUAAUAGCUUUUAGAAGGUGGAUUACCUUUUUAAAUAUACAGCGUCCGAGUUUCAAACGACAUAUCGUCUUUUGUUUAUAGGAACACUUGAUAAGAUUCUUUGAACAGUCACCAUUCCCGCAAGCACGCGAAAUGCUUGUCAUGUUCUACAUGCAGCAAGGAUUUUAUGUGGAAGGCGUUCGUCUUAACGAAGAACUCAAGAGAGAUACGAUGGUGAGAUUCUUUUAAAUAUGACUAGAUAGAGUCUUGCAUUAUGCACCUGUUAGGCCAUAGACAGCUCAGUAAAUUCUGGAGGGGUUCUGAAGGAUCGCUAUAUACGAUCCUUCACAACGAGUAAAUAAUAAAAAUCGUACAAACACAUUUGUUAAUUAUAUAAGUAUAUGUAGAGAUAAAUCUUUGGCACUGACAAACUUACAAAUGAACAACACACAAGGCCCACAAGCGACUUAGUGUAUGCAAAAACCUUACCCCUUAAUUAUUUCGUCAUUUUUUGCUGGAAUUCAAAUCCAAGAUGUUUAUCGGAAGUAAGUUUGAAAUAACGAUGAUAAUCAUAUAGUCGCUUUAUUAGCGAAAAAUACAAUAAAAACUUCAAUUAUGAGCAGGAAAACCAGGAUAACGAUGUCACAACCAGGGUAAACUAUAACAAAUACUAUAUGAGAAGAGCUUGUAAAUAGCGUGUGCUUUGAUUUAAAAUAAUCGGUAUAAAAAAGUAUUAAGAUUUAGCAUUUUAUAUCUUUUAUAUAUCAGGUAAUAUCGUUUAUAUAUCAGGUAAUAUCGUUUAUAUACCAAGAACGGUAAGGAAAAUCUGUCUAAGGAAAACCAAAUCUAAAGGGUACAAAACCUGUGCCUACAUGGAUUACCAUGCAAUGUAAUCGUGUGCUUGCAUGAUAAACGUGUGCUUGCAUGAUAAACGUGUGCCUGCAUAAUAAACGUGUGCCUGCAUGGACUACCGAAUCUAAAGGGUACAAAACGGGUGCCUGCAUGGGGGAUAUACCGGAUACUAUAUAUACCACAGAAAAUCCUUUAUUUACUAAGGCUUUAGAAGCACCAUUUCCUGCAUUCUGGGAGCAAUUUUAACGAAGUUUUUAACUACACAACGACUAUAAUUCUAUAGUGUGUAUAUCUGACAAUUGGACGUGUAAUCCCAAUAAUUACAAAUGUUCUUGGUCUAGCAUGAUAAGGUGCAUAAUAAAAACGUGUUUGUGGUAAUAUUUUGGACGCUUAUACCCACACUUCUGUAAUUGAGUGCAUCCACAGGAGUCUCCCUCUUCUUACGCCACCUUGUAGGUUUAAACUUGAAGUAUUCCUGUAUAAUCUAUAUAAUUGUUGUGAUAGCGUGUGACGAUAGAUGCAUAUAUCAAGCUUAUACUAUGUCGAGACUUGCAGUUAGCAGGACACAUGUAACACGCACAGAACUAGUAAGUAUAACGUAAUCUUAGCUCACCAUCGGAGGCAUUGUAGGUCAUUGAUUGGAGCAUAUGUCUGGUUAGCAGAAGAUUUCAUGGCUCGAUUCCCGUUAUGGCCCAGACGUUUUUAGGAGAUAAAGCUUGAUAUGAAUCUUCACCAAGUCUUCCUGUUUUUAAAUUCUUAUACCGAGUCAUCUGAUUCAGUUGACUGGUAGCUAGUUACGGGCCGGAACUGAGUGUUGCAUAGUUGACGAACUCCCCCAUGAAUUCUAUUAAUGGUGACAUUUUUUAGAGCGACCACGAUCCUGCUGCCCAGAGGAGAGCUGCGGCGAGAAACGCCAUAGUUGGAAAAUAUUUUGAUCUACUCACGAAAGUCCAGCAAGAUCUCGCAAUGCGUCGUGACAAGACUCUGAGACAGAGAGAAACCACACGUAUUGAAGGUAUGUGCAUGCAGUUGUCUCAGCAUAUUAAUGGAGUAAUACAUUGAUAUACUGGAGUAAUAUAUCAACCCAAAAAUGUAAUAAAUGAGGCAUUUAAAUGGUUUUCUUAUUUCUGAGUUACGAGUUUUGAGUUACGUGCAGGUUUAUAUCUUCUGAAAACGCUAUUUUUGGCAAUUUUGAAGUAUUUUUCCAGUUUUGGAACAGUAAUAACUCCAAAGGGGCUUUGAAAAUAUCUGUGAAAUAUCUCUAUAUCUGUGAUUAAUAAGCACAUAGAAAACUACCAUUCUGCUAAAUGCCAUGCAUUUUGCUUCAAGUCUACAAUUUGACCUAAAUUUGGCACAUAUAAUUUGACCUGAAUUUGGCACAAUUUAACAUUGGCAAUCUUACGGGGUCUUUUGGAAAAUAUUGGAGGUGACUCCCCCCCCCCCCUCUUCCCCUCCCACUGCCCUUCCCCUACUAGUGUCCGCCAUGGACGUCAACUUUGUCAAUGAGUUGCUGCACUUUUUGUUUGUUUUUUGUCAUUGAGUUGCUGCACUGUAUUUUAGUUCCUCGACCGAGGCCAUUAUCAACGGUGGUACAUCAAGUAAAUCCUCGUCUUGUGUCGCGAACUGCUGUGAUUAAUGCUACGUUGGAAAAAAUUGCCGAAGCGAGGUACUUAGAGUUGUCGUUUGAGAUCGAAUGCACAGAGUGUAGUUGCCCAAUACACCCAUAGCUUCGGCUAAGUACUUCCCGGAAGGGCGAAUUCACCUGCAUGAGCAGUGAAAAAACUCGUGCCUAACAGUUUUUGGUCCAAGAGAACAAACGUGAAAAACAGCGGGGAACCAACCGACUCUACUUACUUGAACAGCUUAAGUAAAUACGUACUUGAACGGCAGUAACAGGCUUAAUUCAGUUGUUGUUUUGUUUGUUUGUUUGUUUGUUUGUUUGUUUGUUUGUUUGUUUGUUUGUUUGUUUGUUUGUUUGUUUGUUUGUUUGUUUGUUUGUUUGUUUGUUUGUUUGUUUGUUUGUUUGUUUGUUUGUUUGUUUGUUUGUUUGUUUGUUUGUUUGUUUGUUUGUUUGUUUGUUUGUUUGUUUGUUUGUUUACGACUUGACGACUUGACGACUUGACGACUUGACGACUUGACGACUUGACGACUUGACGACUUGUUGACUUGUUCACUUGUUCACUUGUUCACUUGUUGUCUCAAAUAUAACAAAAGUACUUCCAACCAAGGAUAAUAGGCAAUUCCAGCUUUUAGUUUAUGCGUAUAUUUGUAAUAUAUUUGUAAUUUAUAUUUGUAAAUAUUCAGAGGAGGUUGGACAGCCAAUUAGGCGAACAUCUCGACCAAUCAGAUUGCGCCAUUUUCUUCAUGCUCGCACGAAGCUUUUAGCAUCGAAAAUUUACAUAGGGCUCAUAACAUUUCACGCGAUACUACUUUUACAACAGUCAAUCUACCCAUUGGAACGGUAUCUUAAAAGGUAAGCGUCAUUUUCCAGUUUAUUUUGACCUCUCACUUAGGCGCUAGGCCGUCGCGAUGUAAUUUAAUGGCGUUUCUGUCAACAAUCUUUGAAGACAAAAAUCUCAAAUCUCCAUGGUUCGAUUUCGCUAUUUUUUUCACGAUUAGUUAGAUAAAAGUAUAAUCUUUAAUUCUAUCCAGCCGGCCCCCCUCGGCCUCUCAACCGUUUUCGAGAUAUUCACCGUUGAAUAUAGCCCUUUGUAAAAUAUGCUGCCUUGUCACUCAGAUCAAUAAUGAACUGCUAUUACUAGCUUUUUUCUAAAGAAAUUUGAUAUACUACAGAAGUCUCGAUAUAUUACGGAUUUAUAUGUAUUGUUUAAAGUAUGUAAGUAAUUAAAGCACUUAUAUUUUAUUGCUGAAAUGUAUUGUUUGGCUGAUGUUUUAGAUUUGAGAUUCAUGAUUUUGGCUAGUGGAUUCUAUUUUUGUCAAUGAUUCUAAGCAUCAUCAUUAAAUUUGGAGUUCUAAACUCGUUCACCUCUCUGGUAAAUGUUAUUGAUAUGACUUCUGGAUUUUCAAAACUAACCCAGUGACAACCAGAACAACUACUCAUCCACCUGUUUCAAAAAUGGCUGGUAAAACUUAAUCCUGGUUUAGAUGCUAAAUUCAAAUGUACCUCAAAAUUUUCUCCCACUUGUUGCCAAGGCUAUGUCUGUACUUCAUGCUGGUCAAAAAGGCAAUCUGAUUUAUAUAGCUGCUCGAUGCUUUGGAGAACAACGCCAUGGAGAUGUUAAUUUGUCCUAGAAUGCCAUUGGAUAGAAUGCCCUUUAUAGCAGUGAAGGCCCACUUGGCCUUAUUUAACAGUAUUUUGUAUAAAUGCUGUUACACAACUAAUUCAGAUAAAGUUUGAGAAAUGGUUGUUCUUAUGCACCUAUCAAUGUUAAGCUCCACAGAGGGGCGUCGGACAUAUGUGGGGCAUUUGAUUUUUGAGCAAAUUUUCAAUCAAAUGUCCCACUGUUGGGCAAUAAAUAUUGGCCAAAUACCCCAACAUUUUGCAAUAAACUGCACUAAAUACUGUAUUAAUAACAGUCAUUUUGGUUCAAAUUGCCCUAACUCGGGCCCAAAAUCCUAAUCAAAAUCCCUAGGGUGGGGAUGCAAUUAAUGAUUAAAUACCCCACAUCUGGGACUUAACAUUGAUAGGUGCAUUAUAUGCAGGGUUUUUUUGUAUUCUCAUAUAAUGUACCACAAAGUAUCAGCAGCAUGUUAUUGUGGGACCUUUGAUCAAUAUGUAUAUAAAUAGACAUAUUUUUGUUUUAUUGUUGCAUUAAUUUUAAUGAAAAAUUACUCACAAAGUUGGUCAAGUGAAUGAUUGUAUGAACUAUUUAUUUCUUCAUUUAGUGUACAGCACAUGUUACAAUUAUGUACUUAAUUGACAGACAUUGUUUUAAUGACAGACAUUGUUUUAAUUGCACCCACUUGUGAUUAACCUAGUUUUUGUUUAUUAAAAAUGCUGACAAAAAAUCUAAAAAGUUAGCCAAUUGAAAUAACAGCAUUUCUAUAACUUGCUAAACCUAGUCAGUUGCUAUUAUAUCACAAACAUCUGUCAACAUACACUCAUGCUCUUCUUUACCACUUGAGUCUCCCACUCACCACAUUACUUUAAUGAAAUUUUUGGAUAAAAUCCUAUUUUAAAAUUUAAGUCAACCCUAUACUUGAUAUGCUGAACAUAGACCUCUAAGAUAUCUCCUGUGGCAAUUAGUGGGUGCAAAUACUCGCAUAGUUCAGAAGCAAUAUUAAAUAACCAACAUGUGUCCAUCCAGUUCCAUAUAGUCCAGAUCAAUUGCACUUGGGUCCAUUGGAUUCAAUUGCUCUGGCCAUAUUCUUACAUUCACUGGUUUAUCUUGUCCAUGAAGAGCAAGUAUAUUGCCUGUUCCAAAUGAUGUUGGUAGUUUUUCUCAUGAGCAGCACUGAUGCACUUGAAUGGUACAGCAUGGAUGAUUUCGUUCUCGUCACUUUCAUCCUCAUCACUUAACUGGUCACCACAUUCUGCCGUAUCACCUUCAUUACCAUAUAUCCAUCCUGACCAGGUUCAAGACCAGCCAACCACUCAAGUAGAUCUCUUUCUACAAAAUCAUAACAGGAAAAUUUUUAUUUUAUACAUACACUGUAAUCUCUAAAAUUAGCAAUCUAAUGCAAAAGUGUGUCACUAUUUACAGUAAUAUUAGAACACACAAAUAUGGCAAUAUUACUUACAGAUGAAAAUUGAAAAAUAUAUAACUACUGUAUACUACUUCAGCAAAAAUUUAUUAAACAAUUUGUUUAACUCAAAACAUGUACAUAACUAUCACAGUGACAGAGUACAUAGACACACACAAUAGGGUCAAACUAGAGGCAAUAAACACAAAUAUUAUACGCUAUAUUGCUAUAAUUUUGUGCAGUGUAUUUCUGAAAUUACACUAUUACAGUACAGUACAGUACAGUACAGUACAAGAAUAAAAACAACAAAGCGGAAAUUUGACUAUAAAAUAACAAGAUAACUGUAAUGCAUUGUAGUAUACCAACCUUAAAUACUGCGCUUGUUUUCACGUUGAUGAUACACGGAGAUUUAACGCCAUCCAACUUAGAAAGAAGAGCCUUGCUAUUAGGAUUUGGGAAUAUUUAUAUAAACACAAUUCCUUCGCUCAGACGGAUUAUUUAUGAACUAAACUAAAAUGACAGCACGUCCCAUGCAAUUUAAAAAAAGGUAAACUUGGUAUAGCAAAACACAAGUCAUAAUGAGGAUCGCAACACUACAGCAAUAUGCUGUUCUGACACAAUAGUCGACUUUUAGUCGUUCGAAAGCUUCCAUAUUUGUUUAGUCAGAGAGAUGUUCACUCCUCGAUAGUCAACAGUCAAUGAAGCUACGCCGUGGAAUUAGGCGCUCAAUACCCAUGAUGCUUUGCGGCCUGCUGUCCAACCUCCUCUGGUAAAUAUUGAAAUAUUUCGGUUGUUUCGACAGUUUUUAUUGAAAAUUUUCAGCAUAAUCAGCAAUAUGAUACCUUACUUCCCAUCAUCCCCUGCACGCAUAAACUAAAAGCUGGAAUUGCCUAUUAGGCUCUGUUUUGUAUUCUUUGUGUUGUUGUUGUUCAGUGCAGCCGUAAUUUGCCUAUAUAUUUUUAUUUUUUAGGGCGAACGAGUCAACGUCACCCCAGGAAGCUCCAUUCACCGGCACACCAUCAACACAGAAAACUAGGUCUUUGUUAAGGUAUAAUAAGUGAACUCCAUACAACUGGGUAGUUAUAGGGCUAUAAGCCCCUCUCCCCCCCCCCCCAAAAAAAAAAUUAUAUAUAAAGACUGAUGCGGGUGAACUUAUGCCCCAGUUACACUAUACCGGAUUCGCAUCGGAGAGACAUCAAAUUUUACAGUUUCAACGAAAGUUUGGCACUCAAAAUUAUGAUAAUUUCUCAAACUCAUUAAUAAUUCAUGAGCAAAUAGACCAAUCAAGCACAAGCAUUUUGUCACGUGCAUGAAUUUGGAAACCCCGGUGAAGAUAUAAAUUUUGAAUCAGUAAUUAAGAAAUUAGAUAAUAAACGCUUGAGACAAUAAGAAGUGAUCCAUUACAACAUUUCUUAAUUAUGAAAACAGUAAAAACAAUGAAAACUGUGUUAUUACCACAAUUCUUAAUUGUCGUAGUUUAGUUUGCAAAUUUUAAUCACACAGCUUUACUCGAUCUCACAAGCGACCUAGACUAUUGAAACAUCGAAUAGUAAAACAAUAGACUAUUGUCGAUUGAGAAGUUAUUUCAUAAACUCGUGGCUCGCGUUCCACCAGGGUUUCCAAACACUUGAGAACAAUGGAUUUCACGAGGCUGUUUACCAAUCAUUUUUUAUUGUUCUCUUGAAUCUGCAAAACACUCAAGCAAUAAAAACCACUCGGCCGUUCCGGCCUCGUGUUUUCAUUGUCUUUCGUGUUUUACCUUCGUUUCGUUACUCCCGCUAAUUGACUUCCGCAAAUUCCUUACUCUUCAAGAAAUUACUUCCUUGAAUUUUCAAAACUUUGUUCUAAACAAAGACGAAGGACUUUGCGAAAGUCUAGUGUUACAAAUUCUGGAGAACAAUAAAAAUUGCUUGGUAUAUAAAACAGCCUCGUGAAUUCCAUUGUUCUCGCGUAUUUGGAAACCCUGGUAAAACACUCGCACUCGUUUAGAAAAAUAUUACGUAACACGUAACAGAAUUCUCAAUUCUUCAACUAUCAAAAGUUGUAAGAGGCCGAAAAGCGUCUUAGUUGAUCUCGCUCUAUGCGAAUCCGGAAUCGUGUAACUGGGGCCUUAAUAUGAAGAUUCGUGAUACCUUGCAGCCUGAAAUGACGCAGAUUCUGUCCGUGUAGUCUUCCCAGUGAACUCUAAUAAGACUGGAACGAUAACUCGGCCGCCGCCAUCUUUGACGCCAAAUUGAAGGCCGCCAUAAGGCCAAAGUCCGAAAUUACAUCAUCAAAAGAACGCCGAUUUUUUUUACACAAAACAGCCUCAUCUGAAUAAGAAUAAAGGCUUAAAACAAACAACAAUACUUGAACCUUACUCCAAAACAAGUUUCGUAAACGUAGAGAGAUUUAAACAUUUUUUUGUUAGUUGAAGAGCGAAGUUUUCUUCGGCACGUUCAAAUUUGUUAAGUAUUUCAAAUAUAAAGCUGAUACCUCAAACGUUUUUGCAGCUAGUUGAUGCAGAAUACUUAGAACUAUCCAGAAAACCAAGUUUAAAUCUUCGAAAUUGAAAUCUUCGGACGAAAAACUUAAUUUUUCGCCGUAUUUUUGCUAAAAAAACAAAGUUAUGAGGAAAUUGAACUCUCCCCAGUUCUUUUUUGAAAGUCACAGCGCGCGAACUUCUCCCUGGCGCCAAAUCACAAAUCGCAAAUCACGGGGGUUUCUACGGAAAAAUCGAUUUAUUCACGUUUUAGAGAUGUUAAAAAGCAUUCAAAAUAAACAACUAUACCUAGACUUUAAUACAAAAAAGUUAUUGGUCCGUAGAUUUAUGUUUUAAAGUUUGUUUUUUUUUGUUAAAGGGCAAAGUUCACUUGGGCACGUUGAACUGGUGUUGUUUUUAUGAAAACAAACCUGAUACCCUUCAAACUUUCGCUGUUGUGAGAUGCAAAGCAGUUCUAACUAUCAAAUAAAUCGUAUUUGGGUUUUUAAGAUUGAAUUCUUUUGAUGAAAAACGACUUUUCUUGUUCAUUUUCGUCGAAAAUAAACUUUGACUGAAUUUCCCACUCCUCGAAACUCUCCUUAGUCCUUUUAAAAGUGCAAUUUCCUCGCACGGUUGGCUUCAGACAAGUAUGGGCAUGUUUACCUCAGUUAUCGUUCCAGUCUUAUUAGAGUUCACUGAGUCUUCCCCGGAACACAGGAACUCUACAUUUCAAAAUUUUCCGGGGGAACAUAACGGGGAGUUUGUCUUCGACCUACACCCCCCCCCCCUCCACCCCAACCAACCAAACUUCCGCCACCUGUGCCGGUCCCAGAACGGGAUAGGAGGUGGUGUAUUGAAUUUUUUUAGUGCAAAAUGAAUCGUUAACAGUCGGCCACACGUACACACAUAUUGUCAAUAAUGGUGAAGUUAGUGUGCUAUGUUAUACUGUCAAACUGGUGUAAUGCUAAAUUAACGAAUUUAACCAAUCUUUUUAGCGAUUUACAUGCAAUCAGUUUUCCAAAGUUUCCAAGCGAGGAUAUUACGGCUGCCGUAACUGAAGCGAAGGCAAGUGUAUCGUCAAAUGUCAAUCAUUUCUAUUGUGUAGUUUUUUCUUUAAAUUUACCAAAAACUGAACAAAUAACUGCUCUAUCAUAAAUAUUGUAAUCCCAAAGGAGGAAAACACACUGAACAACUAUUUUAACUCUAAUACGAGUACGACGAUUUGGGUUGAAUACUUGAAUGGUACGGAGAUAAAUGAACCCAGAGACAGUUGGUAAUAUAAGGUUAGACUUUAAUAUGAUUCCAAAAUGUUCACAUGCGAACAGUAGGUUUGAAGAACAGAAUGGAGAUUUUAAAUCGAGAACAGGAGAUUUUGAAUCGGUUCGAACUAAAUAGCAUGACAAUAAAAAAGGUACUUUGACUACAGUAAUAACAAUUUGCGCGACUGUAUAUGAUGCACGCGAACUCAAAAACAAGCAAUUAUAGACCUAUACGAAAAAAUAGUUGUAAUUUUUUCUUCUUCCGAAAUUAACUUCGACUAAGAUAAUCACUGCUGCCCCCCCCCCCCCCCCCCCACUGCUGCUUUCUAGAAUACGUCAAGAUUACAGUUUUACAGAGUAUAAAUAUAAUAUUCCAUGCAUUCUAUACAACCUGUGUUGAGUUUGACCUUCCUUGGGUCGCGCAAUUUUUAUAAUCAUAGAACUAGAAGCUAUAUUAACAAGCACUGAUUGACAUGAUUAGCUGAAUAAUUUGCGUCGCACAAAAGUGUCGACGUUCACAAUUGUCUUUGCGAUUCAAAACUAACAAAUAUGACAUUAUAUUUAGACCCGUUCUACACAAAUAUCCCAACAACAAAGUAUGACAACCAGCCCUAUGUCGAAAUGGCUUCGAAAGGACAGGUAAAAUUUCUAUCGGCACUAUUACUCGAUCAUAGCCUACUUUUCAAUGGUCC
Paramuricea clavata is the source of this 15723-nucleotide messenger RNA. The record is from the annotation of a GenBank genome assembly. NCBI's taxonomy places the organism in Eukaryota, Metazoa, Cnidaria, Anthozoa, Malacalcyonacea, Plexauridae.